UGUUGCGUAUAAUUAACAUGUCUACUUUAUCAUACAGAAGCUGCUAGUGGCCGUGGUGGUGGUGUUGGUGGCCGGUGGUCACGCUGACGUCCACUCCUCAGGUGGAGCCCAUCAUGGGUCAGUCUCAUCCAGACCUCAUAUAGGUCAUGGUAGCCGUGGUGUUGCUCAUGGUAGCCAUGGUGUUGCUCACGGUAGCCGUGGUGUUGCUCACGGUAGCCAUGGUGUUGCUCAUGGUAGCCAUGGUGUUGCUCACGGUAGCCGUGGUGUUGCUCAUGGUAGCCAUGGUGUUGCUCACGGCCACUCCACGGGACUUCAUGGGUCCUACACCCCUCCAAGGCCAGUUUAUGGUGGUCACCAUACAAGCUAUACGCCUCAUACACCAACAUAUGGUGGUCACCAUGCAAGCUACACUCCCCCUAGACCAACUUAUGGUGGUCACCACACAAGCUAUGCGCCUCAUACACCAACAUAUGGUGGUCACCAUGCAAGCUACACUCCCCCUAGACCAACUUAUGGUGGUCACCACACAAGCUAUGCGCCUCAUACACCAACAUAUGGUGGUCACCAUGCAAGCUACACUCCCCCUAGACCAACUUAUGGUGGUCACCAUACAAGCUACACUCCCCCUAGACCAACUUAUGGUGGUCGCCAUACAAGCUAUACGCCUUAUCAACCAACCUAUGGUGUGUCUCAUGGUGUCCAUGGUGGGUCAUCUGUGGGCAGGCACGUCGCUCCCCACCGUUCAGCAGGAGGCCACGGUUAUGGCCAUUAACAUUCCUGAAACAUGCAACCCAAAGUGAGGAUGGCACAAGUACUUCAAGAACCUGCAAAUGUGGUUCUUGAACCGUAAACUGGUUUUAUUUAUUUAUUUAAAUUUCUAAACAUUUGUAACUAAAUAUCCAAUAAAACUAUGAAAUAUGAAUA
This is a messenger RNA of Homarus americanus (American lobster), 924 nucleotides long. RefSeq lists its product as uncharacterized. Lineage: Eukaryota; Metazoa; Arthropoda; Malacostraca; Decapoda; Nephropidae. Bases 147 to 800 code for a protein of 217 amino acids. The transcript has 2 exons. The record is from RefSeq and is a predicted model, not a curated record.